Molecule: messenger RNA, 1932 nt
Organism: Penicillium lagena
Lineage: Eukaryota; Fungi; Ascomycota; Eurotiomycetes; Eurotiales; Aspergillaceae
Product: alpha-mannosyltransferase
Exons: 2
Coding region: 1-1932 (643 amino acids)
Biological process (GO): protein O-linked glycosylation
Cellular component (GO): Golgi apparatus
Molecular function (GO): alpha-1,3-mannosyltransferase activity
Source: RefSeq, a predicted model, not a curated record
AUGAUUAACUCAUACCUCCCACAGCAUACAAAUCCGCUCAAAGAAGGCAGAUCUCACCCGCCAUUUACAAGGUUCAAAGGCAAAGUACGACGGAAAUGCUCGGCUUUGCGGACAAUCCACCUCAUUUUUGCAGCAGCAGGCUGGUUGAUAAUAUCAUACUUUUUCUUCUGGACUGGUUCUCCAAUUUCGGAUGCAAUGAGUACGCAGACGACUUUUGGCAUGGCCAAGGACACACUCCGGCGGAUUCAGCCCGCUAUUGCAAGAUCUGCAGAGAUACGGUGGCAGGGUUCAACAUCGCAAAAUAAGUUUGAAGAAGAAUUCAUUGCGACGUCUCUAGUGGAACCGCAUGCCAAUGUCAAGUCUACAGCAAUGAAUGACCAAGAUUCACAGCAAUCUGUCCCGAAGACCUCCAAAUAUUCCAACAAGAAUAUGGAGUCGAGGCAUACGUUCCCGAAUGACUUCGAUACCGCCCUCGACUACCUCUUCUCUAUAAUUCCCAACGAAAUGUACCUCCGAGAGCUUCUGCGGCCCGUGAUAGGCACGGGUGCGGAGAAACUGCGUGAACUCGGUCUACGCACGCGCGCAUACAAACAAUUCUUCGAAGCCUGGGAGAAACUCCACCUCGUCACUGAAGACAGUGAUAAUAUAUACGUUCGGGAGGAUCUCGUCCCCUUCAUCCGUGCCAAAUUCAGCGAGCAAACCUUCCCUGAGACGCUCCACAAAUAUGACUCCUAUCGUCACUUCCUUGCCAAACUCUCUGCGCUGUUGUUUCCGUGGACGAGCCCAUACUUCGGAGAUCAUAUGAGCCUGCACGCAUCCUCGUACCAUGGAGGUCGUGGCAUCGUGUUUACGGCGGGCGAAAACCACGCGCCCUUCCUCCUCGCAGCCAUCCCCUCCCUCCGCACCCUUGGUUGCGAGCUGCCCAUCGAAAUCAUGUAUCUCGGCGAUAGAGACUUGGGCGAAGACUUCCGAGCAGAGCUCGAGGCUCUACCGGGUGUGACAACGCGUGACCUCUCCGCCAUGGUUAGCGAUGAAGGCUGGUGGCUCACCGGAUGGGCGGGUAAACCGUUCUCUAUCCUCUUCUCGUCUUUCCGCGAGGUCAUCUUAAUCGACGCCGACGCACUGUUCUUCGUAAAUCCCGAAACGCUCUUUAAUGACGAGGACUACGUGCGCACGGGCGCACUGUUUUUUAAAGAUAGGAUGAUCAUGCCCGAGAGCAAGAAAAAGUGGCUACAGCAGAUCUUGCCAAAGCCGAUUUCGAAACUGGUGCGGCAGAGCAGGAUGUGGACGGGGGAGAGCGGGCACAUGCAAGAGUCUGGUGUUGUAGUUGUGGAUAAGUGGAGACACUUUGUUGCCUUGUUACUGGUAAGUAGAAUGAAUGGGCCUGAUAGAUAUGGGGACAAGAGAGCGGGGAUUGUCGGGACUUAUGAUAUGGUCUAUGGAGACAAAGAAACCUUCUGGAUCGGCUGGGAGCUCGCUGGUGACACCUCCUAUGCUUUCCACCCCGGCGCAACUGGCAUAAUGGGCGUAGUUCGAGACCUCGACAAUUUCAAUACGACCAACGACCUACCGGCCUCGAAUCUCAACCAGGGCUUUACAGCUAGCGCCACGAAAAGAGACCGCAAAAUGGCACCGGGCCAUGAAUCCGACCUCACCAUCUGCGCCCCACAACUCCUCCAUCUGGACCGCAACAAGCGCCCUUUGUGGUUCAAUGGGUGGCUAUAUAAUAACAAGUAUGCGGGAACCAAACGAACAAUCGGAGAGUUCGACGUGUUUAUGGAGGAGCCGAAGGACUUUUUGGAUCCAGGGGCGUGGCAGUUAGAGGCAAACAAUAUGUGUUGCUUGUCAAAUACGGCGACACAAGAGUUUACGAAGGAGGAGACGAAAUGGCUGGGGGAGUUGAUUAACAUGGCAAAGAUAAAGAUGAAAUGA